Centruroides sculpturatus (bark scorpion) is the source of this 2835-nucleotide messenger RNA. RefSeq names its product LIM domain-binding protein 2-like. NCBI's taxonomy places the organism in Eukaryota, Metazoa, Arthropoda, Arachnida, Scorpiones, Buthidae. The coding region runs from base 278 to 2044 and encodes 588 amino acids. Gene Ontology annotation, biological process: nervous system development; negative regulation of transcription by RNA polymerase II; positive regulation of transcription by RNA polymerase II. Gene Ontology annotation, cellular component: transcription regulator complex; nucleus. Gene Ontology annotation, molecular function: LIM domain binding. The record is from RefSeq and is a predicted model, not a curated record. The transcript is spliced from 16 exons.
UAAGUGUUAUCUUUCCGAGGAACAAUGGCAGUCUGGGUGUUGUCUGUAUUACGUGUAGUAAUUGACACUCGUUCGUAUGCACGAGACAAUUAAUUCAUAUAUAGGAUAUAAUGAUUAAAAAAAUACAAAACAUCUCACAUGGAUAUUCCUGUGUGAUUUAAUUGUAAUCUAGCAGUUAAGGCAGUGAUAUCACAAUACCAAACUGGACGACACCCGCUGGAGAAACCAACCUGUUCCGUCCAUUCAGUCAUCCACACUGAGACCAAAUCGUUCCUCUAUGCCUGCUUCUGUUCCACAUUUGACAGCUGGACCAGGAAUAAUGCCUCAUGUGCAUUCUAAUCCACCUGAUGGAAGAUUAUUAGAUCAUGGGAGACACACACCUUAUUUUGGACAGCCUGAUUAUAGGAUAUACGAAAUGAACAAGAGGUUACAACAGCGAACUGAGGAUAGUGAUAGUCUGUGGUGGGAUGCUUUUGCAACAGAAUUUUUUGAAGAUGAUGCUACUCUUACUUUAACAUUCUGUUUAGAAGAUGGACCUAAAAGAUAUACAAUUGGUAGGACUCUCAUUCCACGUUAUUUUAGAAGUAUAUUUGAAGGUGGUGUUACUGAUCUCUCAUUUAAUCUAAAGCAUCCUAAAGAAUCAUUUCAUAAUACAACUAUUACAUUAGAUUGUGAUCAAUGUACAAUGAUUACUUCACAUGGAAAACCACUUUAUAAUAAGGGAAUACUUGGUGGUCCCUAUCCAAGUGAUCCACUAAAAGAACAAUUUGUUAAAGACAGUGCUGUUGUGGAUAGUGAUAGUCUGUGGUGGGAUGCUUUUGCAACAGAAUUUUUUGAAGAUGAUGCUACUCUUACUUUAACAUUCUGUUUAGAAGAUGGACCUAAAAGAUAUACAAUUGGUAGGACUCUCAUUCCACGUUAUUUUAGAAGUAUAUUUGAAGGUGGUGUUACUGAUCUCUCAUUUAAUCUAAAGCAUCCUAAAGAAUCAUUUCAUAAUACAACUAUUACAUUAGAUUGUGAUCAAUGUACAAUGAUUACUUCACAUGGAAAACCACUUUAUAAUAAGGGAAUACUUGGUGGUCCCUAUCCAAGUGAUCCACUAAAAGAACAAUUUGUUAAAGACAGUGCUGUUGUGGUUUGUACUGAAGGUAGACUUAUUUUAGAAUUUACAUUUGAUGAUUUGAUGAGAAUUAAAUCUUGGCAUUUUGCUACAAGACAGCACAGAGAAUUAAUAUCACGUGGACUCAUUGCUAUGCAGUGUAUUAUAGAAAUGGAAACUCAAAUGAAUUAUAUUUUUAUUCCAUUACAGAUGUCUCCACAUAUUGAGGCUCAACAACAAGAUCCUGCAAUGUUAGAUCAGUUAACCAAAAAUAUCACUAGACAAGGAUUGACUAAUUCUACAUUGAAUUAUUUACGUUUAUGUGUAAUUUUAGAACCAAUGCAGGAACUAAUGUCUCGUCAUAAAGCUUAUGCUCUCAGCCCUCGUGAUUGUCUUAAAACUACCCUAUUUCAGAAGUGGCAACGAAUGGUAGCACCUCCAGGUCCCAUUCAUCGCGGUCCAGCAAAUGACCUUAAACCAAGUCAGGACAUAGAAACCCAACGUCCUCCAAGCAAACGACGCAAGAGAAAGACAACCACAAACAGUACAGGUAAUACGGCUACAGGUGGAGGAAAGAAGAAAAAUAUUUCUCCUGGCCCUAGUUUUUCUUUAGCAUCUCAGGAUGUUAUGGUUGUUGGGGAACCAUCUCUAAUGGGAGGAGAAUUUGGCGAUGAAGAUGAAAGACUAAUUACACGUUUAGAAAACACUCAAUAUGAUGCUUCAGCAGCAGCAGCCAAUGGAUUAGACGAAGAAGAAUUUACAAAUCCGCCAAUGUCAUCUGUAACGAGUACUGCUUCGGCACCACAGUCCUCGUCUUGGUCGGGACCACCAACCAGUGGGCCUCAGACUGCCGAACACAGUACCUCCAGUUCCGGAGGUCCAGGAUCCGUUCCACCGCCAACAACACAGGAAGAUAAAAAGUCUUCUCCAUCUAUAAGCCAAUAAAUAAAAGAAUAUUCUAUAAAGAAUCGUAAUAUGUAUAUAUAUAUAUUUGCGUAUAUAUACUGCAUAUAUUCUCAAAUUUAUGUAUAUAUAUAGUAUAUAUACAGAACGUGUGUGUUUUAUUUUCUCAUCCUUCCCAUUCAGAUUAUUUUAUUGGGGAUUGUGAUCACAUCAUUGCAUUUAACAUUUUCAUCAUAUGUUCGAUGGAUUUUGAUACAGACCACAUUCCAGGGACAUUCUUACAAAAAAAAUCUUCUGAUUUUGUUUAUUAUAUUAUUGUUUUUAUUUUAUUUUUUUACCUUUAAAGAGCAUUUUAUUUGAAUUGUUUCUACCAAAGUUAUUUUAACUCUUUGAGAACCAAUCAAAGACAAAUUUAUUAAUUGUUUAAAUGAGUCUUUAGAAGUGCAUGUCUCAUUUAAUAUUUAUUUAAAAACAACAAACUUAUUCUCAAUAACAGUUUGUUGUUAUUAAAUACAGAGAGACAUGAAUUUUGUACUCAGUUGCAAGACUUUUGAAUGGAGAAUAGUUUUCAGAGAGUUAAAAUUAGAAAAUAAUCUCAACCUUAUCUGUUAUUUCUAUUUGUGAUCAAUAAACAGUAUUAAAGUUUUCUGAGAUUAUAAAAAUAAUUCUUUUUAAGAAACCAAAGUUUGCAAAAAAGUUCCUCUGUGAUUUUUAGAUGUUUUAUUACUUUAAAUUUAUUAUCUUUAAUUCUUUUUUUUUGUAUGUUUGUUACAAAGUGAAAAAGGGGUAUAUGUGGUUACAAGAAAGUCAGGGAAUAUAAAAAAUAAGAACAA